CCUUGAUGCAAUAUCUACUAAUUAUCUCUGUUUUUUUUUUCCGCUUUAGAUGCAUUACUAUGUGCAGUCACACAUCCAAAUGAAUGAAUACAGAGAUCGUGUAAUAUUUCCUGCUGCAACCAGGAAGUAUGGAAGAAAUAUUAGCACUUGUGUCAAAGUUUUAGACAUGACUGGCUUAAAGCUUUCAGCGUUGAAUCAAAUAAAGUUAUUGACUGAUAUAUCUACAAUUGAUGACUUAAACUAUCCAAAAAAGACACAGACAUACUAUAUUGUCAAUGCCCCAUAUGUAUUUUCAGCAUGUUGGAAGGUUUGGAUUUGUUUCUCAAGUCAAAAGCAUUUCGGGUACUCUCAAUGCUUUGCAUGUCCUAUCAACAGCUCAAUGCAUUGUAAAUAUGUUGCCAGGUUGUAAAGCCUCUCUUACGAGAAAGAACAAGGAGGAAAAUUCAGGUUUUGCAAGGUUGUGGACGAGAUGAAUUGUUAAAGGCAAGGAAGUAUAGCUAAUCAUUGUUUCUAAACUCUCUCUUAAGCAUGCACUAUUAAAUACGAGUAUGUGUUUUAUCUUCUAAAAUGGACCUGACUUCUGGUUUACAUUAAAAUAUCUAAAAAUGUACCCUGACUUGAAACUAUUUUACAUGGUCGG
Molecule: messenger RNA, 640 nt
Organism: Manihot esculenta (cassava)
Lineage: Eukaryota; Viridiplantae; Streptophyta; Magnoliopsida; Malpighiales; Euphorbiaceae
Product: SEC14 cytosolic factor
Exons: 3
Coding region: 50-409 (119 amino acids)
Source: RefSeq, a predicted model, not a curated record